Gadus macrocephalus (Pacific cod) is the source of this 8698-nucleotide messenger RNA. It is a transcript of the gene cep295, whose product is annotated as centrosomal protein 295. The record is from RefSeq and is a predicted model, not a curated record. The coding region runs from base 193 to 8547 and encodes 2784 amino acids. Gene Ontology annotation, cellular component: cytosol; centrosome; centriole. NCBI's taxonomy places the organism in Eukaryota, Metazoa, Chordata, Actinopteri, Gadiformes, Gadidae. Gene Ontology annotation, biological process: regulation of centriole replication. The transcript has 39 exons.
AAACAACAGGAUGUGACGUACCAGGACGCGCAACGUCUCUUGUUGGCAUGGAUUUAGGGUGAACGGAAACACACCCUAAUAUACGGUUGUAUCUGUAUUAGUCAGCUUUUAAACAGAACGGCCGAAGUUAUGAUGUUUUAAUGUUCACGACGGCUAUGCAAUGUUGCGUCCCAACUAAAACUAAACGCAGUGAUGAUGAAGAGGAAGACGCUAAGGCGGCUCAGGCUGAGUCCUAAUGAAGAGUCGCAGCUCCUCCGAGAGGAACAAGACCGGAGGAGAAAGAUACGGAUACAGCAGGUGCGGGAGCAGGCACGCGCCAAUGCUCUCCACAUCAGGACCGAUGUGCAGAGGAGACGGGAGCAGGAGCUCCAGCUGCUGGCCGAGGAGCUCCGGCAGGACUGGGAGCUUCAGCAGAGCGAGAAGAUCCAAGCUCUGCAGAGGUUGUAUGAGGAGAGCCUCCGCCUGCUAGGACAGGGGCACCGCAGCGCCAAGGAAAACGAGCCCGACUGGGAGGCCAUGGCCCAGCACACUGAGGAGAACCAGGUGAAGGCCAAGCAGCGCUACAGAGAAGCCCUGAAGGAGCUCACGUCCCAGAGACACCGAGAACAGGAGGAGCACAACCGUCCAGCUGACGCCAGGAGAAAGGCCCUGCAGGCAGAGCGGCAGCGUGCCGCCUGGGUGGCCAGCCUCCCCCCACCUCCUCCCCACCCCAUGGAGACCAUGGAGGAGAACAGGCCUCCUGCUGGGAGAUCUAACGUCAGUGGGUUCUCAGCAACGCACCAUCACUGCCCAGAGCCCACCGUGGACAGGGAGGUCGCUGCUACUCAGCCGGACGCCCACGAGGAGGCGGAGCAGGAGGCCCGGCGGCUGCUGGAGCGGGGGAGCGAGGCGGAGCGGCAGCGGGAGGAGCGGCAGGAGACGGCACGUCUCCGAGGAAGGUCCGCUCUGAAGAGGGAACAGCUGACUCAGGACCGGGAGCGCUUGGUGGUGGAGCUGGAGCACAUGCAGCAGACGGAGCUGCUGCGGCGGAGGCAGCAGGUGGCCCAGAUGCCCGCGCAGAUCUUCCAGCCUCUCCACCGACGGCGGGAGGCCCGGGAGGACGGUCAGAGGGACAUGGAGUUCGCCUUCGAGGACAUGUACACCGGGGAGAGGAGAGUCAAGGGUGACCUGGUUCUCCAGCUGGUCCCGGAGCCCCUGCCGGCUCCAUCCACCUCCUCCAGUCAGGACCAGGAGCUGGAUGUAACCGUGGACGACGGUGAGGACACUCCCCCGGAGGUCACCCCGGAGGCCGAGGCCGGUCACCAUGGCAACGGGCAGCAUCCAGGACCGGCUACAGGGCGAGUGGAACCGCCCCAACCGGCCCAUCGACAGGCCCUGCGGAAACUCCUGAAUCGUAUCAGGGCCCAGAGGGACAAGGGGUGGGACCAGGGCAGGGACCACCCCCAGGAACCCGACCUCAUCUCCUCUGCCCCCGCCUGCCAGCCGGAUGAAGAACCAGAGCGGGACUCCUCCAUCGACACGGGGUCUAUGUCCGUGGAGGAGCAAGGGAGAGAGGCCUCCAGCCCACAGCUCCUCCCGGGGCCCGCCCCUGUGUUGGAGACCACGGGAGAGGAGUCUGUGCUGGCGCCACUCCCUCCAGACGUCCUCUCCAGCAGGAUGUAUGAGUGGAAGGAAAGGGAGGCGGCGCUGGAGCGGGAGAAGCGGCAGCAGAUGGUUCUGCUGGAGGACCUGGAGGAGCAGAAGUCGCGGCUGGAGGCCAUGCUGCGGGACGCCCAGCGGGAGAGACGGGACAUGCAGGCCGCCGUCAACCAGGACGUCUCUCCCCAGGAACCGGAGGUACCUGACGUUCCUCCUCCUGCUGCCUCUGAGCUAGAGGGCUCCACGGGGAAAGAUCAAAGCAGCCGCAUCCGACAGCACCAACGGCGCCUCCUGGAGCAGAACAGGGUCCACCAGCGGUCGGUGGCGGUCGCCCGGCAGCGUCUGGAGCAGUACCAGCGGGCGCUUCGGAUCCGCCACAGCGCGGGCGUCAUGCCCAGGCCCCCCGCAGGGCCCCCCGCAGGCCUCGCCCCCCGUCCUCCUCUCGGCCUGUCGGCUGAGACCGCCGUACCGGUGGCCAGCCCCCCGGCUGUACCCCGCCCCACAGUGCCAGCCUCGGCCCCGGGAGAGAUCCCCGUCCUGCGGCCGGAUGCCUGGAGGACCCCUCCUCCACCGCCCCGUCGCCCCGACCUGCGUCCAGUGCCCAGCCUGGCCCCAGACCCGACUCGCUUCCCCCUGGACUCGCCGGAGGACGAUGCAAACGGGCCUCCUCCUGCCCGUAGAGCAGGCCUCUCAGCCUGGCUGACCGACAGCAUCAUGGAGCGGGCAACGGGCCACCUCCCGGAGAGCCUGAGGUCGCCGCCGGCCGCCCCGAACCCUUUCACUCAUCGUCCACUCGGGACAGCAGAGAGUGUCACUACCGGUGUGCGGCAGAGCUCCCGACUCGCUGGGAAAGGAGAUGUGGAGAGGCAGAGGUUUGAGCUGCUGGAGGCCCGCCGGCGGACGCAGGAGCAAAGGGAGGAGGUGGCGCAGCAGCUCCGGGAGCAAGAGGAGGCGCAAGGGAGAAGGGAGGCGGAGAGAUGCAGCCAUGAGGCACAACAGCGAUGGGAGGAGGAGAGUCGGAGAAAGGCAGAGGAGGAGAGAUGCACACAGGAGGAGAGACGGAGACGGGAGGAGCAACAGAGGCACGAGGAGCAACGCAGGCUGGAGGAGAGAUGGACACGGGAAGAGCUGCAAAGAGAAGAGGAGGAGGAGGAGGAGCAAAAGAGACAUGAUGAAGACCAGAGGGAACAGAUGAGGAGGCAGAGGGAGGCACUGCAGGCUUUGAUCAACACGGAGACACAAGGCCCACGGGCUUGUCCGGUAGCUGAACCGCUGCCGGCGGCGGGCGAGGAGGAGGAGGGCCGGAGCCGCCUGAGCCUCCUGUCCUCUCUGCUCAGGGCCAUCGAGGAGUCUCACGGGGGCUCUCUGUCUCACCUCGAGGAGCAACCCCAGCCAGCCCCCUGCACCCCAUCUCCUCCUGCCGGCGAUCCUGGCCCUCUGCGUGGCGGUUUGCCUUCCCAGUCCUGGGGGGCAGCUCGGGCCCAGAGGCCCCCACUGACCCGCGUGAAGCUCGGCGCCAUGGUGACGUUGCCGGGGCAACACGAGCUGAGUGUCAUCCAGGAGGUGGAGACGCCGGGCGAGCGCAGCCUGGCGGCCACAGGGCCGGAGGAUGUCUUUGGGUCUCGGACCCUCGCAGCAGAAGGCGCCCCUGGGUCCUGGGACAGACAGCAGAGACCUGGAGCUCUGCUGACCCACGUAGAUCAGAGGUCUGUGGUCUGUAGCCCCCUCCCCGACUCAGAGCUCUCCACUGAGCUGUCCUGGAAGAAGAGGCUGCUGGAACAGCCCCCUGAGACAGAGCCCGGUCCCUCCAGGCCCUCCGGGGGGCCAUCUGAGCAGCCCCUCGCCGCAGUAGGGGCCCCUGGGUCCAGGGACAGACACCAGAGACCUGGAGCUCUGCAAACCCACGUAGAGCAGAGGUCUGCGGUCUGUAGCGACUCGGAGCUCUCCACUGAGCUGUCCUGGAGGAAGAGGCUGCUGGAACAUCCCCCUGAGACAGAGCCCGGUCCCUCCAGGCCCUCCGGGGGGCCAUCUGAGCAGCCCCUCGCCGCAGUAGGGGCCCCUGGGUCCAGGGACAGACACCAGAGACCUGGAGCUCUGCAAACCCACGUAGAGCAGAGGUCUGCGGUCUGUAGCGACUCGGAGCUCUCCACUGAGCUGUCCUGGAGGAAGAGGCUGCUGGAACAUCCCCCUGAGACAGAGCCCGGUCCCUCCAGGCCCUCCGGGGGGCCAUCUGAGCAGCCCCUCGCCGCAGUAGGGGCCCCUGGGUCGAGAGACGGACACCAGAGACCUGGAGCUCUGCAAACCCACGCAGAGGAGACGUCUGCCGUCUGUAGCCCCCUCCCCGCCUCAGAGCUCUCCACUGAGCUGUCCUGGAGGAAGAGGCAGCUGGAACAGCCCCCUGAGACAGAGCCCGGUCCCUCCAGGCCCUCCGGGGGGCCAUCUGAGCAGCCCCUCGCCGCAGUAGGGGCCCCUGGGUCCAGGGACAGACACCAGAGACCUGGAGCUCUGCAGACCCACGUAGAGCAGAGGUCUGCGGUCUGUAGCGACUCAGAGCUCUCCACUGAGCUGUCCUGGAGGAAGAGGCUGCUGGAACAGCCCCCUGAGACAGAGCCCGAUCCCUCCUGGGGGCCAUCUGAGAAGCCCCUCGCCGCAGUAGGGGCCCCUGGGUCCAGGGACAGACACCAGAGACCUGGAGCUCUGCAGACCCACGUAGAGCAGAGGUCUGCGGUCUGUAGCGACUCAGAGCUCUCCACUGAGCUGUCCUGGAGGAAGAGGCUGCUGGAACAGCCCCCUGAGACAGAGCCCGAUCCCUCCAGGCCCUCCUGGGGGCCAUCUGAGCAGCCCCUCGCCGCAGUAGGGGCCCCUGGGUCGAGAGACGGACACCAGAGACCUGGAGCUCUGCAAACCCACGCAGAGGAGACGUCUGCCGUCUGUAGCCCCCUCCCCGCCUCAGAGCUCUCCACUGAGCUGUCCUGGAAGAAGAGGCUGCUGGAACAGCCCCCUGAGACAGAGCCCGGUCCCUCCAGGCCCUCCUGGGGGCCAUCUGAGCAGCCCCUCGCCGCCGUAGGGGCCCCUGGGUCCAGGGACAGACACCGGAGACCUGGAGCUCUGCAGACCCACGUAGAGCAGAGGUCUGCGGUCUGUAGCGACUCGGAGCUCUCCACUGAGCUGUCCUGGAGGAAGAAGCAGCUGGAACAGCCCCCUGAGACAGAGCCCGGUCCCUCCAGGCCCUCCUGGGGGCCUUCUGAGCAGCCCCUCGCCGCAGUAGGGGCCCCUGGGUCGAGAGACGGACACCAGAGACCUGGAGCUCUGCAGACCCACGUAGAGCAGAGGUCUGCGGUCUGUAGCGACUCAGAGCUCUCCACUGAGCUGUCCUGGAGGAAGAGGCUGCUGGAACAGCCCCCUAAGACAGAGCCCGGUCCCUCCAGGCCCUCCUGGGGGCCUUCUGAGCAGCCCCUCGCCGCAGUAGGGGCCCCUGGGUCGAGAGACGGACACCAGAGACCUGGAGCUCUGCAGACCCACGUAGAGCAGAGGUCUGCGGUCUGUAGCGACUCAGAGCUCUCCACUGAGCUGUCCUGGAGGAAGAGGCUGCUGGAACAGCCCCCUGAGACAGAGCCCGGUCCCUCCAGGCCCUCCUGGGGGCCUUCUGAGCAGCCCCUCGCCGCAGUAGGGGCCCCUGGGUCCAGGGACAGACACCGGAGACCUGGAGCUCUGCUGACCCACGUAGAGGAGAGGUCUGCUGUCUGUAGCCCCCUGCCUGCCUCAGAGCUCUCCACUGAGCUGUCCUGGAGGAAGAGGCAGCUGGAACAGCCCCCUGAGACAGAGCCCGGUCCCUCCAGGCCCUCCUGGGGGUCAUCUGAGCAGCCCCUCGCCGCAGUAGGGGCCCCUGGGUCCAGAGACAGACACCAGAGACCUGGAGCUCUGCAGACCCACGUAGAGCAGAGGUCUGCGGUCUGUAGCGACUCAGAGCUCUCCACUGAGCUGUCCUGGAGGAAGAGGCUGCUGGAACAGCCCCCUGAGACAGAGCCCGGUCCCUCCAGGCCCUCCUGGGGGCCAUCUGAGCAGCCCCUCGCCGCAGUAGGGGCCCCUGGGUCGAGAGACAGACACCAGAGACCUGGAGCUCUGCAAACCCACGCAGAGGAGACGUCUGCCGUCUGUAGCCCCCUCCCCGCCUCAGAGCUCUCCACUGAGCUGUCCUGGAAGAAGAGGCAGCUGGAACAGCCCCCUGAGACAGAGCCCGGUCUCUCCAGGCCCUCCUGGGGGCCAUCUGAGCAGGGAGGACGGUCGUCCGGUUCUUCCGUGUCUCCGGGUUCCGUCGGCAGCGGCUACACUGCCAACUCCGGGUCUGCUAGUAGGCCGGCCUACCCAGACGACUCCUCCUCCAGCAGCCUCUCCACCGGGAGCUACGUCACCACUGACCCUGAACACAACUCCGCCCACACAGACGUCUCGGAGCCCCACUCGGGGGCGGAGCUUAUACGACCAGUUACCCCGACCGGCGGCUUCCUUGCGGCCGUCUCCCCCCCGUCGGCCCCGUCCAGCCGCAGCUCCUGCAGUGUGGCGCUAUCGUCUGUGGCGGACUCAUCGUCUCCAGGCCCCUCCUUCUCCAUGGGCCACCAGACGUCCCCCGGCUCAGAGACGUCCCCUGGCUCAGAGACGUCCCCUGGCCGGGCCGUAGCUGCUUUGUUCCAUGAAAGCAGCAUCCAGCGCAUCAUAGACAAGUACACCAGAGAGCUCAAUGCCUCCCUCUGCAGCAGUGCGGACACCACAGGGUCAUCUAUAGCCCAGGAGGAGAACCAGGUCCCACCGAGUCCAGCUCAGGUCCCGACCGCGACUCCCACCACAGAGACGGCUCCACCAAGGCCUGGCCUGGAGUGGGACAACGCCGUCAACCAGAUCCUGGAGCAGUUCUCUGAAAGCGUCUCAUUGGUGCAGGACAUCUCAUUCAGGCCUCUGAUUGGUCAGCAGGAUCAGUCGUCCUGUCUGGCCGCAGACGGGCGGCACUCGGCUGUGGGGCGCCUCAUUGGUCAGCCGUCGGCCCAGUCCUCCAUGAUUGGGCAGCUCCCAGGCCCGUCGGUGCGCGCGGGAGCCAACGACGGUGCGUGGGACUCCACGUUGAGCCGCAUGAUCGACCGCCUCUCCCACCAGCCCUGCUCCCUGUGGUCGAGCGGCGGGCGCGACUCCUACGCCAGCCCGCUGAUGGGGCGGCUGGGGUUGGAGCAGUCGUCGGUGUCCUUCGACGAAGCGCAGGAGGAGAGCCGGAUGAGGCCUCUGAUUGGUCAGUUGGACGAGUCGGGCGUCACAAGACCAGGAAGCACAGGUGGUCUCGGCGGCAGCGUGGGUCCUACAGGGUCAGACCCAGUCCAGGUCCUAGGAGACCCACCUGCCCCAGAAUCCCCCCCCCACCGACCUCCUCCUCACCAGCCCAGCCGCGAUUGGCCCAGCAGUGGGCCGGACCGCUACGCCAGCCAGCUGAUUGGCCAGCCGGGUUUGGAGGAGACGUCUCUGUGGCUGGAUGAUGCACCGGAGCAGGGCGGGAUGAAGCCCCUGAUUGGCCAGCUAUACGACUCGGCCGUGCAGGCGGCCGGAAGCUCAGGCGAGGGAGGCAGCAGCAGCAGCAGCCUGGGCUCUGUGGAGUCGGUCCUGGUGGCUCCUCCUCCUCCACCUGCCUCCCAGCCCUCUGCCCCCCUCUGUCCUCCUCACCAGCCCAGCGCCCCUCAGCCCAGCGACGGCCAGCUGGUCAGGCGGCUGGAGUUCGAUCAGUCGUCGCUGUGGCUGGAUGACGGCCGCGAGGAGGGCGGGAUGAGGCCUUUGAUUGGCCGGCUGGACGAGUCGGGCGCGCAGGCAGCUGGAAGCUCGGGUUACGGCAGCUCCAGAACGGAGCAGACCCGGCUGAACAGAGGACCCAGCGACGGCACCGGCGGGUCUCCCCAAACGGCCGUGGACCCUGACCUCAGCGCAGUCCCUGAGCCGGAGGUCCCGGACACAAGGACCCGGCCACCCCUGCAUGACCCCAGCACCCCCCUGCAGCAGGACCCAGAAUGCUCUGAAGGGUUUGCAGAUCAGGACUCCUUCCAUCCCCUCCUGGCCCAGGUGACCCUCAACGAGUCCCUCGAACCCUCCAUGACCUUUCACCUGCCGCAACAGGAAGUGCCCAGCUCCCCGGACGGGAGUCACCAGUCCACAGGACGGGAGGAGGCGGCGUCUACAGGUCCGCCACUUGCCCCGCACCUGUCGGAAGAGGAGGACCAGGGGUCCUUGGUCGACCCCUCCCCAGAACACCCAAGGGCCCAGGAGGAGGAGGAGGGGGAGGAGGUGCCCAUCUCUUCCUGUCUGGACUCCUUCUGCCAGCUCGCCUCCUCACAGCCACUGUCCGUCCUCCUCGAGUCCCCUGAGGAGGAGGGGGAGGAGCUGAUGGAGGGAGAGGGGGACGAGACUGAUGGGUGCAAGCGAUUGGUUCCAGCCCGGGACUCGACCAGCCAAGAACCGACCAAUCAGCCGGGGUCUAACCUGAAGAGUGACGCUCCUAUCUGGGAUGCAAUAAUAGGGACGGCUUGGGAGAAGGGGAUCCUGGAGCAGUCCGAGAUCACGCUGGUGAGCCUGAGUGACGACAGCACGCUCGGCCCGGACACCACGGCAACUGAGGAUGAGGAACAGGUAAGCAGCCCACUGAUCAAUCGCUCAUCCUCUGAUGAACUGUGUUUAGAUAGUACUGCUUCGUGUCCUCAAGGUUCUCAUGUUUUUCCAUUUUCUUCCCUCAGGAGGUUGAUUCAACACUCCUGCCUGAGGAGGAAGACCCACCUGCUGCACAAGAGAGUACCCCGUCCCAGCCAGGCGUGGUUCUGGAGCCCCAGGCGGGUCCCGCUGGGGGUCUCCAAGAGGCCUUCCAGAGGAAACGCCUGGCCCUGAUCCAGAGGUCUGCCCUCAGGGUGGAGGAGAUCAGGGCCAAACGCGUCCUGGCCAAGACCCAGCCCAGCAACGCCCAAGGCAAUCCACCACAACCCAGCAACACCAGAGGCACGCCACCCCAACCCAGCCAGACCCAAGGCACGCCACCCCA